AAACUGAAAUAUAUCUUGUUUGUGCCCUCCAACAGUCUGCCAACCGAGUCCUUGGUCAUCACGUUAUACCCAAGGUAGGAGGUACUGCAUCCUAGCUCCGUCCCGCUUCCGUCCGCCGCCCCUCCUCCACCAACCAACCCCACCAUCAAUCAGUCAGCCCAACCCACCAUCGCUGCCUCCUCGCAUCAGCCUUGCGCACCCGCAUCUUGCACUUGUACGACUCUCUGACGCCUCCAACUGCAAACUCCACGCUCGAGGAAGACCUCCACAUUACCAGAAUCGAUCUCAAGCUGCCACACCCGCAGCCACAACCGACGCCAUGUUGAUCAAGGUCCGAACGCUGACCGGCAAGGAGAUUGAGCUCGACAUCGAGAUGGACUACAAGGUCUCGCAGAUCAAGGAAAAGGUCGAGGAGAAGGAAGGCAUUCCCCCCGUUCAGCAGCGUCUGAUCCACGGCGGCAAGCAAAUGACCGAUGACAAGACCGCUGCCGAGUACAACCUCGUCGCCGGUGACACCCUGCAUCUCGUCCUCGCUCUUAGAGGGGGACGAUCCAUGGCCUACUGAAGGAGUACCGGGUUCAAAGCUCGGUGGUCGAACCCCGACGGAUUGAGAUAUGAAGACAACGAGAUGGUGGACGGGGACGAAUCGCGAAGGCUGCAUUUUCGGGCGUUGGGCGGGACGACAUUCACGAUAUUUGCGCACGCAUAACGAAAGCUGUGUCUCAGACUCAUGCAGAGAUGAUCGAUAGUUUUGCCAUGGUAAAACGGGACCGCCACUGUAUUGCUC
Molecule: messenger RNA, 787 nt
Organism: Ilyonectria robusta
Lineage: Eukaryota; Fungi; Ascomycota; Sordariomycetes; Hypocreales; Nectriaceae
Product: ubiquitin-related domain-containing protein
Exons: 4
Coding region: 320-565 (81 amino acids)
Biological process (GO): protein neddylation; regulation of proteolysis; modification-dependent protein catabolic process
Cellular component (GO): nucleus; cytoplasm
Molecular function (GO): ubiquitin protein ligase binding; protein tag activity
Source: RefSeq, a predicted model, not a curated record